Xyrichtys novacula (pearly razorfish) is the source of this 9179-nucleotide messenger RNA. Lineage: Eukaryota; Metazoa; Chordata; Actinopteri; Labriformes; Labridae. The record is from the annotation of a GenBank genome assembly.
AUCCCAAGCUGCUAUUCGUGUUCCCACCUGUAGAGUAUCGAGGAGUCAAAACAAAAAAAUCUUCUGGAAAGUCCUCCUGAUAUCAAACCGCAAAGCUAACUAGCCAGAGCACUUAGCCAUCGAUAAGGUUUUCAAAGUUGUCUCCAAGUUGUGUCUUUAAAGUAACUUUAGUCAUUACAAAGUCAUAAGUUCGGUACAUUUCAAUAUGGAUAACUCCCUAAAGUUCUGCUCUUUCUACAACUUGUUUUGGUCCGUUUUCGUGGCAUAGUUGGAAAGCUAACGCUGUUAGCCCAGCAUUAGUGUCUCUGGACAAAAAGCCUGGCCUUGUUUGAGCCUUUUUGGGACGGCAGAGGUUUGUAGCUUUCACUGCUUGUAAUGGGCCUUAUCUGCCUUUCUUCUGUAUGCCGUACUUUUACAUUAAAAGUUAUUUUAAUUCAGGAAAACAGCCGAAAAAAUUUCAGUCCUGUGAGCUACGGUUAACUCCCACGUCCAUAACAGAAAGCAUCCAUCUUUCCAGGCUUCAGUGUCACGUUUUGUGCUUGUUACACUCCGGAUUGCUGAAUUUUGUCAUUCUUUUGCGCAGGUUUGUCGGAAAACAACGCCCUCAAAAUGUCUAUCCUAGGACUGAAGAAGAAACAGCCAAAGACUUUUAAAGUCAAAGUUAUUACCAUGGAUGCUGAGAUGGAGUUCAGCUGUGAGGUAUUAACAUUUUAAAGUUUACAUAUGAGACUGAAGAGUGGUUCAGUACCAUAUGUUGCAUGUACGACCAUGUCUGACUCCCAUUUGUUCAGCUGACCCCAUAAUCUUGCAGAAUUUUUUUUUUUGCAAAACAGUGGCAUACUUUUCAGAUUCUGUGUUUUGCUGUCACAGUAAUAAGAAAAGAGCUAUGCAGAUUUUGUUAGGUCAGCCUUGCAAUGUGACAAUCUUCUACAAAUACCACAUAACAGAUGCCAUUCAGUUGCCUUAAAAAUGCAGUAAUGAAAUACUUGGCUGAAAUGCCUUGAACCUCAUUUUGUUAACAUUAAGGCCAGACAUGGUAUCUUAAAUAACACUUUUGAGGCAUACAACAAAAUGUGUCUCUUUAUGUUUUCAUCAUUCUAAAUAUUAUGUAUGUCAGUGUAGUAUCUGUUUUCAUCAUCUUAAUAUCGUGUCUCUUCACUGUUUGUGGAUUUGCUCAGGUGAAGUGGAAAGGCAAAGACCUGUUUGACCUGGUGUGUCGCACUGUUGGGCUGAGGGAGACCUGGUUUUUUGGACUCAGGUACACAGUGAAGGACACCUACGCUUGGCUGAAACCAGAAAAACGAGUGAGUGAAGACCUGAAUCUAUGACUGUAUUCCAGACACUGUGACGAAUUUACUUAUGCAGUGCAGAUUAUUUGUAUUUGUUUGCAACAUUUGAAAGUGAAGCUAAUUUGGAUUGAAGGGACAGCAACAAAAUAUAAUUGCUUUACUUUGAGAGACACUGCAUUGGCAUGGUAUCAGUAUCAGCCAGAAACAUUCGCCCUGAAAAUAGGCAUAACGUGCUGAAUAGAAGUAUUUUGAAGUGAUGUAAACAAACUGUAAAAAGGCUUUUCGCAGUCUAUUUCCAACACAAAGAAUACUUAAAUCAGUUAUUCAGUAAAUCUUUAUAUCCAAUAAUCAUUUAUAUCUGAAAGGCCUGAAUGAUCAAAUGUUCCUAACUUUUGUCUGCUAAAUAACUUAUUUAUGAGCUAUAAUUUCAGCAUUGUUUCUAGUCUGGUCAAAAAAACACACUUUCCCUCUGACUGGUCUUUUAUAUCAUCAAGGUCUUGGAUCAAGAGGUUCCCAAGGACUCGCCGAUAACGUUUCACUUCCUAGCGAAAUUCUUCCCAGAGAAGGUAGAAGAGGAGCUGGUCCAGGAAAUAACUCAACACCUCUUCUUCUUACAGGUAAUUCAGCCGAUAACCCUUCUUCUCAGGCUUGUAUGCUCUUAUCUAGAAGCACACUUUUGUUGAGAUCUGGGUGACAGAUUUACAUUUCACAUAUGGUCUAAAUUUAUGAGAAAACUGAUAAAAACUUCCACUAAGUUCAGCCAUAUUUACAAACUCUCUUGCAGGUGAAAAAGCAGAUCUUAGAUGAGGAGAUAUUCUGUUCCCCUGAAGCAUCUGUUCUGUUGGCAUCGUAUGCGGUCCAAGCCAAGGUGAGCGAGUCCUUUCAUUAUAUGCUGCACCUGCAGUAAGCUCAUCUUGGCUGUAUGUAUAAAGCAUUGUGAAUAUUUUAUUCUGAGUUAGACUUGGCUUUCAGUUCUUGAAACAUAAAAAAUUAAAAACCCUUUUUUCUUUCCAUCAUCUGUCUUUUUAAAAAAAAUCAUUCUCCUUCAUUUCCAACUGUCUCCCCUCGGUCUCACUCACAGUACGGGGACUAUGACCCAAAUUUCCACAAGCCAGGUUUCUUGGCACAAGAUGAGCUCUUGCCAAAAAGAGUGAGUUCACGUUCCUAUUUUUGCUGCACAUUUUACUUUAUAAUGAAGUUGCAUAAGCGGGCCGCUGACUUGUUUAAUUUUCCCUUAAUUGUUUGUUUACUGAUGUUUGAAUGUGCACUUAUUGUAUGUAAUCUAUUACCCAUGAAUCCUAUAUCUGUCUCCCAGGUUUUAAUGCAGUACCAAAUGACAGCUGACAUGUGGGAGGAGAAGAUUACAGCUUGGUAUGCAGAGCACAGAGGCAUUGCCAGGUAGGACUAACCCGACGGGGGCUUCUGAAAUCUAUCAUUUAAGGAAAAAUAACAGCUUAGCAGAAGGUGUAAUCCUAGAUUCCUUAGAUCUGUAUCCCAGUUGGAGACACCUCCUCAUCCUUAUUCUCCACCUUUUACUCAGGGAUGAGGCUGAGAUGGAAUACCUGAAAAUUGCUCAGGACCUUGAGAUGUACGGGGUCAGCUACUUUGCCAUCACUGUGAGUAUAAAUAACUUUCUCCUCAUUCUGUCAAACUCUGCCAGUCGUACAGCGACCACAAACGCGCCUGUCACGCUGGUUGACAUGUUCUUUUUACAUGUCUCACGUUGACAGCAAAAUAAGAGGGACACAGACCUGUUGCUCGGAGUCGAUGCUCAGGGCCUUCACAUCUACAGCCCCAACAGCAAACUCAACCCCAACAAAUCCUUUCCCUGGAGUGGCAUUCGCAACAUCUCUUACAGUGAGAAAGAGGUAACAACACAAGCAGUGAACUAUUUUUGGCUGCAUUUACUGUCACUUUGGAAGAAUUUUCCCAAAAUGUUCAGCAACAGCUUCUUUUUUUUAACCUGUUUAAGUGCACUUAAAUUUCAUAACUGUCUUGCUGUCUGAGUUGAAACUGUUGAUGUUCACAUUAAAGGGAUAUUCCGGUGUAAUAUUAAGUUAGGGUCAAACACACUGUAACACAGAGUUAGACACCCCGUCAAGAGAUGAAUGUUGCCGACCGCUUGCUUCUCUAGUUAUACCAACUUUAGUAACAACCGUACGAUAGCAAACAAAACGCCACUCUAUAGCCACAAAUAAUGCUCAGAACAGCACCUAACUUCAUUAACAGUACAUAUAGGGUCCCAGCCACUAAACAUCUUUUUAGCUGUGCCUGAUUUCUUUAGCAAAGAGUCUAAACACAACUCACCUACUCUCUUCCAGCAGCCGCUUGUUUGUAUGGAGACCUCAGGCCAGUCCAUUAUGGACUGCUGCAGGGUGACACAGCUCAAGGAAGAACAUUUAUGAUCAUUUCUUCAUGGAAAUGCAAUCAGACAGAGACGCUAAGGCAGAAGAACUACCAUGUCUGCAGUGCAAAAUGAUUAAUAUGAUGAUUAUUACUUAAAGGAAAUGAUGAAGUAAUGAUUGUAAAUGUUCUUCCUUGAGCUGCUUCACCCCACUGCGGUCGAUGGACUCGCCCAGAGGUCUCUGUACAAACAAGCGGCUGCUGGAAGAGAGUGGGUGAGUUGUGUUUAGUCUCUUUGCUAAAGAAAUCAGGCAAAGUUAAAAAGACGUUUGGUGGCUAGUGCUGCGACUGGGACCAGAUACUGUUGAUGAAGUUAGGUGCUGUUCUGAGCAUUAUUUGUGGCUAUAAAGUGGCGUUUUGUUUGAGCGUGUGGCUCUCUGUAUUGCUGUCGUAUGGUCAUUACUGAAGUUGGUUUAACUAGAGAAGCAAGCGGUCUGCAACAUUCAUCUCUCAAGGGGUGUCUAACUCAGUGUUAAAGUGUGUUUAACCCAACUUAAUUUUACACCGGAAUCUCCCUUUAAGUGCACUUUCAUUUCAUUACUGUCUUGCUGCCUGAAUUGAGACUGCUGAUGUUCUUGUUAAGCCAACACAGAGAUGCUCAUGAAGCCUGAAUUCCCAAAUGAAACUCUUAAACUUGAACCAGCUGUUUGAAAAUGUGCUCGUUUUGUUGUGGAAGAAUUCCCCAAAAGACCCGUCAGAGUACGGAAGAAAAUAACUUUCCUGUGUUUCAGUUCACAAUCAAACCUCUGGACAAGAAGAAAGAUGUUUUCAAGUUCUACUCAUCUCAGCUGCGGGUCAAUAAACUGGUCGGUUUAUCUUUUCGUCGGAGCAAAUGUUCAUCUGUAGCAGUUUUAGGAGAGUCACAUGAAAUAAUUCACUACUGGUUUGUAAUGACCCCUUCUCUAGAUUCUGCAGUUGUGCAUCGGUAACCACGAUCUGUUCAUGAGGAGGAGGAAGGUUGACUCCAUCGAAGUGCAGCAGAUGAAGGCUCAAGCUAAGGAGGAGAAGGCCCGGAAGAAGGUCAGUUUUGCUGGAGCAAUAACAAGAAAGGAUGGACUCUGGAAACAUUGAGGCGCUAAAGUUGUAAUUUGUGGUCGAUCAUCACUGUCUAGAUGGAGCGGCAAAUCUUGGCACGGGAAAAACAGAUGAGGGAGGAAGCUGAACGGGCGAAAGAAGAGAUGGAACGAAGACUCUUCCAGCUGCAGGAUGAGGCUCGACUGGCCAACGAGGCUCUGGUGAGUACUUCAGUUUGAGCAUUAAAGAUUUUGUGAGCUCCUGCUGGGGUGAUAACCUCAAUACUGCACUUGAACGUUAAAUGACAGAAAUGGUUCCAAAUCAUCCCGUGUUAACCAUAAACAAUGUGGUAAUAAGACUUGUUGUCAGCAUAAGCGGACCAGCUUUCUUUUGCUCAAUCUUUUAACUCUCCGAUGAUGCAGUUUUCAACGGUGGAAUGUGUUUGUUGUAGCUGCGAUCUGAGGAGACAGCGGACCUCCUCGCUGAGAAGGCUCAGAUCGCUGAAGAGGAGGCAAAGCUUUUGGCUCACAAAGCCGCUGAAGCCGAGCAGGAGAGGCAGAGAUUAGAGGUCACCGCCAUGAAGUCGAAGGAGGAGAAAAGGCUGAUGGAGCAGAAGAUGAGGGAGGCGGAGCAGCUUGCUGUCAAGCUGGUUGAGCAGUCUGAGAGGAGGUAUGACAAUCUUGGUUUGAUGUUGUAUUUUAGUCUAGUGAAGAGUCUGUUUGUUUGUUUGUUUAUGGAGAAACGCUGGCAUCCAGUUUCUUUCAGUUUCUUCAGAACUCCAAAAAAGUGGUUAACAGCAUUGUCAACAAAAUUUAUAAUUUCACAGUCUUCUCUCUGGUCUAAACUUUGUAAUUUCCCUCUGAAUCGAAGGCUAAAUCAUACCAGAUUAACUGCUCCACAGGAAGCAGAGAGACCAUCAGUUCUGAGUGCCUGUAGUUCUGAAUUAAAAUAAUCAAUGCAUGGCAAAAGGCCAUCAUUUGUAAUCAUUAAGUCGUUUCGGGGGCUCUUUGCAGAAUAAAUGAAAAACACGUAUUCUGCUCUCCUCACCAGCUUCAUUGAAUAUGAAUUAAGCAAUACUUUUGAUGACUUUCACCAGCCUUAAAGUUAUUAAAUCUCUGAUUUCAGACUGAAGGAGGCAGAUCAUCUAAAACAAGACCUGACUGAGGCAAAGGAUGCAGAACGCAGAGCUAAACAGAAGCUGCUGGAGAUCACCAAAACAACAUACCCUGUACGGUGAUGACCACUCCUGACUUAAUGCACACUGACUUUAGUUCAUGUCAUGUAUUUUUGGAGUGUUUGCUGCUCCUUUCUCUUUAGGAGGUCAUUUUAAAUAUCUCUGACAUACAGUCAACAACAUUCCACAUACUAUAAAUUAAGGCCAUCAGUUCUCACUGAUACUUUUGGUCUGAUUUCUAUCAGUCUUUUAUAAAUCUGUUUUUCUCUUGUCCAGCUUAUAGCGGCCUACUCUACACCCCCUGCUCCCCCGGCCCCCCCUGAAGCAAUCGACUGCACCUACGAAUCUACAUCGACGCGCCUAGACUUCAAGGACUCUGACAUGAAAAGACUGUCUAUGGAAAUCGAAAGAGAGAGGUACAUGUCGAGCACGACGACAUACAAAGACAGAGAAGCUCGGCUUGUUAUUGAUAUUUGGUCAUUGCUUCGUACAGGCUGGAGUACAUGGAGAAGAGCAAGCACCUGCAGGACCAGCUGAAGGAGCUGAAGACGGAGAUCGAGUCCCUGAAGUUGGAGGAGCAGCAGCAGCAGGCUGGACUCUACAACCUCCGCAGUGAGGCGAGGGGAUACAUCCCAGAGCCCCCUGUCUACAUACCUCACAGCAAUGUACGCAUGAUCUCAGCACAUUAUCAAUAAAUAUAAGAAGAAGAAAUCUGUUGUUACAUUCUCCCAGAUAAGACGUGGAGUUAUGGUUUUACAGGUUUGUGGGUAAAGGAAAAAGCAGGGUAACAUGAUCUCUGUUUUAGCUCUUCUGUCGUAAACAUAACAGAGUUUAUAAUUCUGGUGCACAUGAAUUUGACAGCAGAUAAAGAUUAACUCCAAAUACACAAAAUUUGAAUGAUUUCAGCCACCUGUGUUUCUCUCUCCGACUGCUCACUUAUUUCUUGUUUUGCAGCGAAACUCGGCGUACAUGUCUCAGAUGGCCUUCUUUGAAGAAGUUUGAAUCUAGUCCUGCGACACGACGAAGGAGGACACAACAAAGGAGGACACGACGAAGGAGGGUGCAACUCAACACUAUCUCAAAAUGUUUGGUUAAUUUGCCGGAGUAAAAGCAAGGGACAGACACAAGGACACACAAUGACAAUGUGCUUCAGAAAAAAAGACUUUGAAUUCAUCCUGAACAGCAAACAGCUACGACUGCUGGUGCGGCUGUCCUGCUUCACCGCAGCACUCGCCACGUUACCGCCUUCAUCCACAUAUUCAUGUUACACUGUCUCAUAGUGUGGUGCCGAGGAUGGUUGUGUGAACUAGUUCUGAUCUGCUGAUGUUUUCUUCUGGUUUUAAGGGAUACUUAGUUUGAAGGUGGUCAGAUACAGACUCAUGCCUUUAUUACAAGUAGUACAUUAAUACCUGAACAGCAUUUUUUUCUCUCCAGUAUUUAAUGAAAAUAUGUCACAAACAGGCAAGUUUUCUACAACGGAUAUAACUCUGUUCUAAAAAUUAAGAAUUUGAAAGGGACUUUGGUUUUAACAAAAAUACCUCAAAGAAAACCAAAUACCAACAUUUCUAAUCAUCUUUUUUUUUAAGGAGAUCGAAACAGACAAAAGAAUCGACACAGAAUAACUUCAGAUUGAAAACGUGUGUUUUGAGAAUUGACUUUGUAAACUCACUCAUUUGAGAGUCAGAGUUGAAACUUAAGGACUCAAUUUGACAAGCGAACACAGGGACAGUGUCUGUGAGCGACACCAUAAAAUGUUCGAUGCAGUGUUGAUCUUGUUUGUAUUUGCUUGUCGCUGUUACUUGUUUCGUGCCUUUAUUGGCGUCAUACCCGUGCCUUUUGUGUUUCUUACGCCUCAUCGUGAUAGUUUUUUUGUUUUUUAGAAAUGUAAACAAACUCUACCAUUUCAACUUUUUGUAUUUUGUGCUCUUGACUGUCCAGUGCCUUACGCUUUAUUGUAUAUUGUCCUGGUAUGAGUUUCUUUGGUUUCAUGUCACAUAAUGUUUUUAUUUUUCCUAGUAUUGGAGUUGAAUUCAUUCUGGGGCAGAUUGAUGUCCAGUCUGGAUCGAUUUUUAAAGUUAUAGAUUGAUGGCUUAGUGUUUUGCUUUUCAUCCUCAGCUCUUUGAACUUCUCAGGGUUGGUCUUGGUGACAAUCAUUGUAACUAGAAUUUCAUUUUGUUUUGUUCUCCUGAGAUUUCAGUUUGUUACCCACCCCUGUUUACUUUGUAAAAGUUGUCUUCCCUUUUGUUUCCAUCCAGUAAUUCGUAUAACAAAGACAGCUUGUCCAUGUAAUUUAACAAAUUGAGAGAUUGGUUUCAUCGAGUAAUCUUGUACUUUUACCACACUCCUUAUUUCAUCCUUAAAAAGGGAGAGACUGAAUGUUCAGCCAGAUAUCCUGCAUGUUUCCAUAUGUAGACCCGCUAAUCAGACUGACGUGAUCAUGAGCUGUAAAGAAACAGUGAAUGGGCCGUAAAUGAGUGAGGGGUUGCUUCUUAAUUUCAUGUUGCCGUGUCAAACUGCCGAGUGUAAAUCUUUAUUUUUUGUUACAAACUCAGCUUACAUGUCUUCUGUUGCAUCUUUAACCUUAUUUAUUUGUGUUAUAAACCCUUGAAUAUCAUCACCAUACAUAUUUGAUUGAGGUUUCAUGCCAAAUUCAGCUGUAGAAACUAGAGCUAUUUUUAAAUCUGAAACACUGUCAUUCCUUAAGGGAUUUCAUCUACUUUGAUAUUUUCAUUUCAUCUUCCUAGUUCUUUUUAAAUGUUACGCAACCGCAAGUUACUUCAUGUUUGUCAUUUCAUUACAGCAAUAAUCAAACAAGACUGAUGUGGUUUUGUCUGAUGUUUGGCAGACUUAUUGAGCUGUUAUUACUCCAAGAAAAAAAAAACAACUUUUGUGUCCUCAUAUGUCAAGUCAGUCAUUUUAACUACAGAGGAAGACACAGAAUCCUCUGUUUGGGUUAGUUUACUCUGAGAACAUUCUUGGAAAUAUGCAAUCUGCAGUUAAAUAUGUAGAAAAUCACAUUAACUUCGUUUAUAUACAAGAUGAUGAGUUUGUGUUAAGCAUGGAUUUCUGCAGAGCACCAUAAUCCCUGCAAUUAUAGAGGCAGUCUGGAUGAGGAUUAAGUAUGCAACAUUUUAUGUAUGGAUAUUUACAUAUUUCACUGUUGAAUCCAGGUGAUUUUCCAUUAAAGUUUGGAAAACAUGACUUCUAUGGAUUUGAGUGAAAGUAUCGAGUAAACUUUGAAGCACAGCAGGCUAUUCCAGGUGUCAAGUAAAAUAAAUAAGUGUAGUAUUGUAGUUGAA